Carlito syrichta (Philippine tarsier) is the source of this 2207-nucleotide messenger RNA. It is a transcript of the gene SFXN5, whose product is annotated as sideroflexin 5. The record is from RefSeq and is a predicted model, not a curated record. The transcript has 14 exons. Gene Ontology annotation, molecular function: monoatomic ion transmembrane transporter activity; citrate transmembrane transporter activity. Gene Ontology annotation, cellular component: mitochondrial inner membrane. NCBI's taxonomy places the organism in Eukaryota, Metazoa, Chordata, Mammalia, Primates, Tarsiidae. The coding region runs from base 132 to 1154 and encodes 340 amino acids. Gene Ontology annotation, biological process: mitochondrial transmembrane transport; citrate transport; monoatomic ion transport.
AACUACACUCCCCACAAUCCCCUGCGCCUCCCGCUCGCUGCGGUUGCUUAGGGCCAAUCGGGAGAGGCAGUUGUGGCGGGGGCCGAGGAGGGACAUUUUAAAAGGGCCGGAGAUUGCGGGCGUCAGUGGCCAUGGCGGAUACAGCGACUACAGCAUCGGCGGCCGCGGCUAGUGCCGCGAACGCCUCGGCCGAUGCACCCCCUUUCCAGCUGGGCAAACCCCGCUUCCAGCAGACGUCGUUCUACGGUCGCUUCAGGCACUUCUUGGAUAUCAUUGACCCUCGCACCCUCUUUGUCACCGAGAGACGUCUCAGGGAGGCUGUGCAGCUACUGGAGGACUACAAGCAUGGGACCCUGCGCCCGGGGGUCACCAAUGAACAGCUCUGGAGUGCACAGAAAAUCAAACAGGCUAUUCUACACCCGGACACCAAUGAGAAGAUCUUCAUGCCCUUUAGAAUGUCAGGUUACAUUCCUUUUGGGACGCCAAUUGUAGUCGGUCUUCUUCUGCCCAACCAGACGCUGGCAUCCACUGUCUUCUGGCAGUGGCUGAACCAGAGCCACAAUGCCUGUGUCAACUAUGCAAACCGCAAUGCUACCAAGCCUUCACCUGCAUCCAAGUUCAUCCAAGGCUAUUUGGGAGCUGUCAUCAGCGCUGUCUCCAUUGCUGUGGGCCUUAAUGUCCUGGUUCAGAAAGCCAACAAGUUCACCCCAGCCACCCGCCUUCUCGUCCAGAGAUUUGUGCCGUUCCCUGCUGUAGCCAGCGCCAAUAUCUGCAAUGUGGUCCUGAUGCGUUACGGGGAGCUGGAGGAAGGGAUUGAUGUCCUGGAUGGUGACGGCAACCUUGUGGGCUCCUCCAAGAUCGCAGCCCGACAUGCCCUGCUGGAGACGGCGCUGACGCGAGUGGUCCUGCCCAUGCCCAUCCUGGUGCUACCCCCGAUCGUCAUGUCCAUGCUGGAGAAGACAGCUCUCCUACAGGCACGCCCCCGGCUGCUCCUCCCUGUGCAAAGCCUCGUGUGCCUGGCAGCCUUCGGUCUGGCCCUGCCGCUGGCCAUCAGCCUCUUCCCGCAGAUGUCAGAGAUUGAAACCUCCCAGCUAGAGCCUGAGAUUGCCCAGGCCACGAGCAGCCGGACGGUGGUGUACAACAAGGGGCUGUGAGUGGUGGCCAGCCGGCCUGGGGACGGAGCACUGUUCAGGCCGGGGAGUCGAGGGCAGGGAAGGAGACUCGUGGCUGCACCUGCGGGGGGAGGAAGCAAGCCGACCCCACCAGUCCUGGGCCACUUGGGGGAACGCUCAACCCGCAGUGGUAGGGAGACUGAUCCAUUCACAUUUUAACUUAGGGAAGAGGAGUUCUAACACAUUUCCUGUAAAAAAAAUAAUCAAGUGCAUUUCUGGGCCUUACAUGGGGUUGCCAAAACUCCACUCAGCACAAUUAUGUGUGAAGCUGAAAAAUUGUAGCGUGCCCACGGGGUAGAAUUAGAAUUCUUUUAUACUUUGAUUUCUUUUUUAUUUUUAUUUUUUUAUCAGAAUCCAAUCUGAGCCUUGGUUUCAGCUGAUCAGAAGUGGCAGGUAGACGGUGGUAGCAGUGAGAGCAGGUCUGGGAGCUGGGUCAGUUUGGUGUCUGGGUUGGUGGACUUAGUAUCUUACACUGGCCAGGCCAGAUGGCUCCCUUAUGAUUAAGGUCCACAGGAAGUAGCCCAGGGAAUCAAGGAGCACUGGAGGCCACUGAACGUGGUCAGUCGUCAUACCUGCCACAGCUGCAGAACUACUCCCUUUCAGUGAAACCCAGUGACGCUGGGACUGGGGUCACCCUUUGUGGAGCACUGACUGAUCCAAGGGUCCCGAGAUGACCCCAGCUCCAGGCAGGGAGCCCCAAGAAGGAAUGGGACUUGGCAGAAACCAUGGGCCUGCACAUGGCCUCUGAGAAGAUCCUCCUUCCAGGGCCAAGGCUAGGCAUUGGGGUGGAGGGUGGGGCUGGAGCUAGGCUGACAGCUGUCUAGGAGCCUCUCCAGCUCCCAAGUCUGCCUGCGCCAUCUCACCCCUUCCUGAAUAGGAAGGUCUCAUGCCUGAAAAUGUCCAGGCCAGGUCUGUAGGCACUUAUCAGAAAGGCAGCAUCCACUCAGGAACAGCAGGCCAGGCUCUGGCACUAAUGAACUGUGCGACCAUGGACAAGUUCACUCCCUUCUUUGAGCCUGCACUUCCUGUCUGGAA